Linum tenue is the source of this 813-nucleotide messenger RNA. The record is from the annotation of a GenBank genome assembly. NCBI's taxonomy places the organism in Eukaryota, Viridiplantae, Streptophyta, Magnoliopsida, Malpighiales, Linaceae.
AUGCAUGGAUUCUCCACUGUAGAUGGAUUUGUGGAGAUAACUGAAUGCAUGGCGGAGAUGAUUAAGUACGUGGCGAAUGAACCCUCGGUAGGGCUUUUCUAUGUUCAGCAGCAUGUCCAAAAUGCAGUUCCAAAUGUCACUAACAUCAGGAAAAACGUGAUGGAGAGGUCCCGUGAGACAAGCUUGAACACGGAAGACUUGGAGGAUUCCAUCACAAUGGUGAGGUCAAUGAAAGAAUGUGGUUUGCCCAUUGCAAAUGAGAUGAUCAAAGACAUCAGGAAAUCUCUCGUGAUAAUGUCCGAGAAAAAGAAGAAGAGAGGAUCAGUUUCGAGGUCAUCAUCCUCUGGCUUUCUGACGAGACUAUCCAGCUCAACAGAACCACCGCCCAGUUGGAGUGAUAGUGAGGAAGCUAUUGCCCUAACAGAUGGCAAGAAGUCAGGUUAUUAUAUCUCCACCAUGUUUAAGACAGCAAAGGAGAAGGCCAGCAGUUUCAAGUGGCCUCAGAUCGAUCUGAAGGAAACCAUUCCAAGUUUUAAUUAUCCAUCACAGUUUAUAACAUCUUCCUCUGCAAGUUCUUCUGUCGUUGUUGCAGAAGCUGAGGAUUUGCCAUUGUCAAGUAAGGCACCCGAGGACACUGCUGAAGAGCUCCAAACAGAAACAAAACACGAGCAGGCGGGAACAAGCUCCCUGCAUUCGCUUGCCAUUUCAGUUCCAGAAGAUUAUGAUGUCUAUAAGGCAGAUAAAUUAGCCAAACUAGAGGAAUGGCUUGUAGAAAGUGGUGGUAAGCGAGAUAGAUUGCCACCCAGUAAGUGA